AUGGCUCAAGCCACAUUGAGCUUUUACGUCCUUGCCAUCCUCCUCCUAGUGGUGGCGGUGUCCGGGGGACCUCCAAAACCUAAGGAGGUCGAUUGUGUUUCGUGUCAGCCAGUAUGUAUUGCUCCACCACCACCGCCAAAACAAAAGAAGCGUUCACCUCCACCUCCUCCUACUAAUGUUGCCACUCCUCCUCCUCCUAUUGUUGUCAAUCCUCCUCAUCCAACUUCUUCCCCUCCUCCACCCACUAGUGUUGACUCUCCUCCAACUUCCACUCCACCACUUCCUCCUCAAUCACCUCCUUUGAGUCCUCCACCAACUUCGCCGCCAUCAACUUCCCCCAAGAAGGUUUAUUGCAAGAACAAGGCCUACUCAAGCUGCUACCGCUUGGAGCACUACUGUCCUAGUGCCUGUCCUGACCAAUGUGAGGUUGAUUGUGUCACCUGUAGCCCUGUUUGUAACUGCAAUAAGACAGGAGCAGUAUGCCAAGACCCAAGAUUCAUUGGUGGCGAUGGAAUUACCCUCUAUUUCCAUGGCAAAAAAGGCCACAACUUCUGCAUAGUCUCUGACUCCAAUCUACACAUCAAUGCUCACUUCAUUGGAAAGAGAAACCAAAACAUGCAGAGAGACUUCACUUGGGUUCAGUCCAUUGGCAUCCUCUUCGACAACCACCAACUCUACCUCGGUGCCAAAAAGACAUCAACUUGGAAUGAUGCCAUUGAUCAUCUUGACCUCACCUUCGAUGGCGAACACGUCUUCCUUCCCUCUGUGAAGAACAGAGCAACGGUAGUGCCAAUUUCAGAGGAGGAUUCGAUUAUACACAAGUAUGGGAUCACUGAAGAGGACUGUUUUGCUCAUCUUGAUUUGGGCUUCAAGUUUGACUCAUUGAGCGGCGAUGUCAACGGCGUUUUGGGUCAGACAUAUGCUGAGAACUACGUGAGUAGGGUUAAGAUGGGAAUCAACAUGCCUGUUUUGGGUGGAGAGAGAGAAUUUUCAUCUUCAAGUCUGUUCUCCACAGACUGUGAUGUUGCUCGAUUCAAUGGCAGUUCGAGUGCUUCUUCCAAGAUUUUCCAAGUUGCUGACAUGAAUUGUGCAAGUAGGAUUGAUGGCCGUGGAAUAGUGUGCAAGAGAUAA
This is a messenger RNA of Ilex paraguariensis (yerba mate), 1131 nucleotides long. Lineage: Eukaryota; Viridiplantae; Streptophyta; Magnoliopsida; Aquifoliales; Aquifoliaceae. The record is from the annotation of a GenBank genome assembly.